Epithele typhae is the source of this 2838-nucleotide messenger RNA. Its product is annotated as ERAP1-like C-terminal domain-containing protein. The transcript has 20 exons. Gene Ontology annotation, molecular function: metalloaminopeptidase activity; zinc ion binding; peptide binding. The record is from RefSeq and is a predicted model, not a curated record. NCBI's taxonomy places the organism in Eukaryota, Fungi, Basidiomycota, Agaricomycetes, Polyporales, Epitheliaceae. The coding region runs from base 1 to 2838 and encodes 945 amino acids. Gene Ontology annotation, cellular component: cytoplasm. Gene Ontology annotation, biological process: peptide catabolic process; proteolysis.
AUGGUGAGUGCAACGGGCCCGCGACUUCUUGCCCGCCGCAGUGCCAGUGCGCUGGCCCGAGUGCCGCUGCGAGGGCCAGCAGCACGCGUGGCACCCCUCUCGGCGUCCUCUCUGCCCUCUGCGCGGCGAUCCCCGAGGAGUCCUGCGUGGGCUAUAAAGCACGCUGCGCUGCUCCAGCCCCGGCACUGCUCGACCGUCCCCGGCACACGACAUGGCCACGAUCCGACCGAUUACCGCCUGCCGACCAACGUCGCGCCGACGCACUAUGCGCUCACCGUCUGGACCGACCUCGUCGCCAGCAAGUUCGGGGCAUCCCUCGACGUGAAGGAAGAGACGGACACGAUCGUCCUCAACACCGCCAAGUCCGUCCUCGGCGACGUCGCCCUCCGCCUCGACGGCGCGGCGGCGGCGCAGGCCGCGACGGCGCGCGAGUACGACGCGAAGACGCAGCGGGCGACGUUCACGUUCGCGGCGCCGCUGCGCAAGGGCGCGAAGGCGCGGCUGUCGGUCGCGUUCGCGAACGAGCUCGACGCGAGCCUCAUGGGCUACUACCGCUCCACCGGCGGCGCGGACGGCCGCACCGUCUACGCGCUCACCCAAUUCGAGCCGACCUCCGCGCGCGAGGCGUUCCCGUGCUGGGACGAGCCGCUGCUCAAGGCGACGGUCGCCGUCACGCUCGUCGCGCGCGUCGGCACGACGAGCCUGAGCAACAUGCCCGCCGUGUCCGAGGCGCCGUUCCCGGACGCGGCGGUCGAGGAGCCGUGGAUCGCGGAGAAGGUCAUGAGCCUCGCGGACCCGAGCGAGUGGAAGGUCACCAAGUUCGCGACGACGCCGCCGAUCUCGACGUACAUCAUCGCGUACGCGAACGGCCCGUUCGAGUACCUCGAGGACUCGUACACCAGCCCGCUCAGCGGCAAGGUCCGGCCCCUCCGCAUCUAUGCGACCGCGGACAACAUCGGCCAGGCGCAGUUCGCGCUGGACAUCAAGCGCAAGGUGCUCCCGCUCUACGAGCAGGUGUUCGACAUCGAGUACCCGCUGCCGAAGUUGGACACCCUCGUCGCUAGCGACUUUGACUCGGGGGCCAUGGAGAACUGGGGCCUCAUUGCGGGAAGGACGUCGGCGUACCUGGUGGACCCGAAGUCCUCGGACUUGCGCUCGAGGUGGUCCAUCGCCACCACGCAGAGUCACGAAGUAGCGCACAUGUGGUGGGUGAAACCCCCCGCAUCACAGGAAAUCCACCACUCAUACCUGGAAUGCAGGUUCGGCAACAUCACGACGAUGAAGUGGGUCUUCCCGGAGUGGCAGCUCGACUCAGAGUUCUUAACCACAAAUUUCUUUGAUGCGCGAGGGCUGGACUCGAAGUUGUCUUCCCAUCCCGUUGAGGUCCCGUGCCCGGAUGCGAGCCUGAUUAACCAGAUCUUCGAUGCUCUCUCGUACGCCAAAGCCGCCUCUGUGCUUCGGAUGUUGUGCAGCUAUGUUGGAGAGGAACACUUCCUCAAGGGCGUUUCGAUCUACUUGAAGAAGCACAAGUACUCCAACAGUGUGACGGAGAACCUUUGGGAAGGGAUCCAGGAGGCGACAGGUACGUGGGACGAUAUUGGCUACCCGGUCGUCACUGUCACAGAAAAAGAGGGCGGCAUUCACGUCCGUCAAGACAGGUUCCUAGAGACUGGCCCUGCCGACCCGAAGGACAACGAGACUAUAUGGACCAUCCCGCUUAGUCUGGUUACGGUCGGGGCGGACGGCAAGGCCACAAUCAACAGGGAUCUCAUCCUCGAUCAGCGCGAGCUUUUCAUUCCACUCGACGCCAGCCUGCCGUUCAAGCUUAACGCCGACACUACCGGAUUCUUUGCUACUGCAUACUCUGAGGAGCGUCUCGCUAAGCUCGGAGAGCAGGCCGCGGCCGAGAAUUCACCGUUCUCUCUGUCGGACCGGAUCGGUCUCGUCUAUGACGCGCUUGCCCUCGCCAAAGCCGGGUAUUCCUCUGUCACCGGUGCGCUGGAUCUCAUCGUGGGUCUCAAGAAUGAGAAGAACCAUUUGGUGUGGACUGCGAUUGCGACCAACCUUUCUGGCAUGGUCUCCACGUGGUGGGAGGACCAGUCCGUCGUCGACCAGAUGAACGCGCUCCGGCGGGAACUGUUCGUGCCAAUCGUCAAGGAGCUCGGCUUCAAGUACUCAGAACAGGACUCUUACAACGUCACCAAGAAACGCACCGAAGCCAUCGGCCAGGCUGCUGUCGCCGGUGAUCCAUGGGUCGUCGGCGAGCUCAAGUCCAUGUUCGAGAAGUUCAUUGCGGGCGACGACUCCGCGCUGCCGGGAGACCUCUUGCCCAUCGCAUUCCAGAUCGGCGUCAAGGAGGGCGGACAAGCCGAGUGGGCCGCGGUGAAGGCGAUCGCGAACGCGCCAAAGAGCCCGUCGCAGGGUCUCGCCGCCAUGCGUAGCAUGGGCGCGAGCAAGAACCUAGCCAUCGCCGCAGAGACGUUCCGCUUCAUCCUCGACGGCGCGCGGGACCAGGACUCGUUUUACUACGCCUCCGGGCUCUCGCGCAACUUCACGACGCGCCGGUGGGUGGUCGAGAAAUUCAAGGAGAACUACGAUGAGCUGUACAGGCGCAACUCGGGCACGUUCGGGCACAUCCGGUGGAUCCAGAUCCUCUUCGGUCCGCUGUCGUCUCACGGGGACGCUGAUGCCAUCAACGCUUUCUUUGAGGGCAAGGAUACCUCCAAGUUCGACAUGGCGCUGAAGCAGAGCAUCGACACCAUCAAGUCUCGCGCGACGUGGGUGGCGCGUUCGACGGACGAACUCAAGGGCUGGCUCAAGAAGAGGGAGUCCAAGUAG